This is a messenger RNA of Chrysoperla carnea, 2516 nucleotides long. It is a transcript of the gene Hsc70-4, whose product is annotated as heat shock 70 kDa protein cognate 4. Gene Ontology annotation, molecular function: misfolded protein binding; ATP binding; heat shock protein binding. The record is from RefSeq and is a predicted model, not a curated record. Gene Ontology annotation, biological process: protein refolding; vesicle-mediated transport; cellular response to unfolded protein. Bases 159 to 2117 code for a protein of 652 amino acids. Gene Ontology annotation, cellular component: nucleus; cytoplasm; cytosol. The transcript has 3 exons. Lineage: Eukaryota; Metazoa; Arthropoda; Insecta; Neuroptera; Chrysopidae.
UCGGCUUGCUAUGGUGAUAGUGGUCAUUGGUAUAAAACCAGCCAUCUUGACGAUUUAGUUCUAUUCAUUCAUUAACAUCGUUCGAGUCACAACGUUCAUUUGUUUUUAAGAAAUUUCAUACAAGUUUACCUGCGAAUAUUAACAUUAAUUAGAACAAAAUGGCUGCAACAAAAGCACCCGCAGUUGGUAUUGAUUUGGGUACAACAUACUCAUGUGUAGGAGUUUUUCAACAUGGAAAAGUUGAAAUUAUCGCAAACGACCAAGGAAACCGUACCACACCUUCAUAUGUGGCCUUCACAGACACUGAGCGUCUUAUUGGAGAUGCCGCCAAAAAUCAAGUGGCCAUGAACCCAAAUAACACAAUUUUCGACGCCAAACGUUUAAUUGGACGUCGUUUCGAAGAUGCCACAGUCCAAGCCGACAUGAAACAUUGGCCAUUCGAUGUCAUCAGUGAUGGCGGCAAACCUAAACUCAAGGUUGAAUACAAAGGUGAAGCCAAGACAUUCUUCCCAGAAGAAGUCAGUUCAAUGGUAUUAACAAAAAUGAAGGAUACAGCUGAAGCAUAUUUAGGAAAAACUGUUACAAACGCCGUAAUUACCGUACCUGCAUACUUCAACGACUCACAACGUCAAGCCACCAAAGAUUCCGGUACCAUUGCUGGAUUAAAUGUAUUACGUAUUAUCAACGAACCAACAGCCGCAGCCAUCGCUUAUGGUCUCGACAAGAAAGGCGUUGGUGAACGUAAUGUAUUAAUCUUCGAUUUGGGUGGCGGUACCUUCGAUGUAUCCAUCUUAACAAUUGAAGAUGGUAUCUUCGAAGUAAAAUCAACUGCUGGAGAUACUCAUUUAGGUGGGGAAGAUUUCGACAACCGUAUGGUAAAUCAUUUCGUUCAAGAAUUCAAACGAAAAUACAAAAAAGACUUAACAACAAAUAAACGUGCUUUACGUCGUCUUCGUACAUCAUGUGAACGUGCAAAACGUACUUUAUCAUCAUCCACCCAAGCAAGUAUUGAAAUCGACUCCUUAUUCGAAGGUAUCGAUUUCUAUACAUCAAUCACUCGUGCUCGUUUCGAAGAAUUAAACGCUGAUUUGUUCCGUUCAACCAUGGAACCUGUUGAGAAAUCAUUACGUGAUGCUAAAAUGGAUAAAGCUCAAAUCCAUGAUAUCGUAUUGGUUGGUGGAUCCACACGUAUUCCAAAAGUACAAAAAUUAUUACACGAUUUCUUCAAUGGUAAAGAAUUGAACAAAUCUAUCAAUCCUGAUGAAGCUGUUGCCUACGGUGCCGCAGUACAAGCUGCCAUCUUACAUGGUGACAAAUCUGAAGAAGUUCAAGAUUUAUUACUUUUGGAUGUCACUCCAUUGUCAUUGGGUAUUGAAACAGCUGGUGGUGUUAUGACAGUAUUGAUUAAACGUAACACUACCAUUCCAACCAAACAAACUCAAACAUUCACCACCUACUCUGAUAACCAACCUGGAGUACUUAUCCAAGUAUAUGAAGGUGAACGUGCCAUGACCAAGGAUAACAAUAUUCUUGGAAAAUUCGAACUAACAGGCAUUCCACCUGCACCACGUGGUGUACCACAAAUUGAAGUAACAUUCGAUAUUGAUGCCAACGGUAUCUUGAAUGUAACAGCUGUAGAAAAAUCAACCAACAAAGAAAACAAGAUUACAAUUACCAACGACAAAGGACGAUUGAGCAAGGAAGAUAUUGAACGUAUGGUGAACGAUGCUGAGAAAUACCGUAGUGAAGAUGAAAAACAAAAGAACACCAUCUCUGCUAAGAAUGCAUUGGAAUCAUACUGUUUCAACAUGAAGAGCACAAUGGAAGAUGAAAAAUUAAAAGAUAAAAUCACUGAAUCUGAUAAGACAACAAUCAUGGAUAAAUGUAACGAAGUUAUCAGGUGGUUGGAUGCUAAUCAAUUAGCUGACAAAGAAGAAUAUGAACACAAACAAAAGGAAUUAGAAAACUUAUGCAACCCAAUCAUUACAAAACUCUACCAAGGUGCUGGUGGACCACCUGGUGGUAUGCCCGGUUUCCCAGGCGCUGGUGGUGCUGCACCUGGUGGUGGAGCUCCUGGUGCUGGAGGUGCUGGACCUACUAUUGAAGAAGUUGAUUAAACCAUUCAAACAUCUCAAAUCACAUGUUAAUAGUCAUUACGUCAGUAUUACGUACUUUAAAAUGCGCAUUUUAUUGUGAUAUGCUGAUUUCUUGGCUAAUUGUCGUUCAAAUUUUUAUUUUUAAAAAGCUCAUGCGCGCAGACAUUUCUUAAAUUCAAAUACAAUGUUUUUUAUUUAUGUUUUUUGUCUAUUUGUCUUUUUUUAUUAUUGUAUUCAUUUUUUAUGUUUCAAAAUUUUUACAUAAGUACUAAAGUAAUAAUUUAUCAAAAAGAAUGAAAAUUUGUAACAACAAUCAAUUACGCUUUUGUGUACUCGAAAAAAAAAAAUUAAAUGAAUCAAUCAAUGUAACAUCCCAGUUUUUAUUGCAUUUCUUUGAUCAAUAAAAAUCAAAUGAACGAA